Molecule: messenger RNA, 1640 nt
Organism: Ciona intestinalis (vase tunicate)
Lineage: Eukaryota; Metazoa; Chordata; Ascidiacea; Phlebobranchia; Cionidae
Source: RefSeq, a predicted model, not a curated record
UUGCGAACAAAGGUUAGUUUGGUGAGAAAAUUGUUUGCAUUGCCCAGUUUAUGCGAAUCGUCUGUUUUAUCUCACUACUAAAUAAAUUUGUUGCAGAAUUUUAUUUUAUUUUAAAAUGGCGGCGAACGGCACAAAGACAAGGAAGCGUAUAUGGGUGGAUGGCUGUUUUGACAUGGUGCAUUUUGGACACGCCAAUUUGAUCAGGCAGGCCAAGGAACUUGGUGAUUAUUUAAUAGUUGGUGUUCAUUCUGAUGAAGAAAUAACAAAACAUAAAGGUCCCCCCGUGUUCAACCAAGCGGAACGAUAUGAGAUGGUUCGAGCAAUUAAGUGGGUUGACGAGGUUGUGGAAGGCGCACCAUAUUCAACAACCAUUGAAACCCUGGAUGAAUAUAAUUGCGACUUUGGUGUCCAUGGAGACGACAUCUCCGUACUAGCAGAUGGAAGCGACGCUUACAAAAUAAUUAAAGAUGCAGGACGCUACAGGGAGGUUCAACGAACGCAAGGUGUGUCGACAACUGAUGUUGUCGGAAGAAUGCUCUUACUCACCAAGACGCAUCAUAAGCGAGAGGGUGACGCUGUCCCUGAUGCAAAUCAAGUCAAAAAUAUUCAAAAGCUACAAACAAACUCAUUGAAGCGUGACCCAACCGCACACAGCCCAUGGACAGGUGUUUCACAAUUUUUAGCAACGACUCAAAAAAUCAUCCAAUUUUCAAGCGGCAAACAACCAAAUCCUGGAGAUAAAAUUGUUUACGUGGCUGGAGCCUUCGAUUGUUUCCAUCUUGGGCAUUUAAGAUUUCUUGAAAAAGCUUCAACUUUUGGUGAUUAUGUCAUAGUGGGCCUGCAUACAGACUGUGAAAUAAACAGAUACUGUGGGAGUAACUAUCCGAUUAUGAAUUUGCACGAACGAGUGUUAAGUGUAUUAGCAUGCAAGUACGUUCAUGAAGUCGUAAUUGGAGCUCCGUAUGUUGUUUCUUCUGAGAUGAUGGAUCAUUUUAAGGUGGAUAUGGUUGUCCAUGGCAACAGUCAAAUCUUUGCAGAUGAAAAAGGGAACGAUCCAUACGAGGAGCCAAAAAAACGAGGAAUGUUUGUUCUCGUCAACAGUAGCUCAAAUCUCACGACCCCAGAUAUCGUAGAGAGAAUUAUUGAACAUAGACAAAGAUAUAUCAAAAGAAAUGAAAAGAAAGAAGCGAAGGAAAUGGCAAAUUAUGAAUUAUUGCGCAAAGGCAAUUCUGUUAAUGGGCAUUCAGUGGAAUAACCUAAAUGUUUAUGUUUAGUGAAAAAUGUUGUAUUUUUAUAACAAAUUGUUUUAUGUUUCUAUAUAUUCUUCAGUGUAGUAAUAUUUAUCCUGGAAUAUUUUAAUUGACAUGUUUUAUAAUAAGAUUUAUACAUGGCGUAAACUUUUAAAGAUAAUUUUAAUUCCGAUAUUUGCAAUGUUGCACAGUGAGAGUCAUGGAUUCUUAUGUUUAUGAAGUUACCAGGUUGGCAAUGUUGAUAUCGUCUAUUUAACUCCCUUGUUUAUGCUUAGUUGUCAACUCUGUGCUGCCACCUACUGUCAGGGCUUUUAUGUAAAAUUUGUUUCAACGAUGGUUAUAGAAUUAGGUAACUAUAAGAUUUAUAGUAAUACAAUGAACCAGGUAGAA